GGGGCGGGCUCUCCGGGCCCCCAUUGGCUACGGCCCCCUCCACACCAGGGCUCCCCGCAUCUCCCCCCGACAACAGUCCGUCCCGGUUCCAGCUGCUGCAGCCGCUCCUUCACCACCUCGGCAUCCAGCCGCCCCCUGCUCCGGCUUGGCAUGGCGACCCCGACCCAGGUCCCCACAAAGGUUCCUCAGGAACCUGACCCAUUUUACUACGACUACGAUACUGUCCAGACCGUGGGCAUGACUCUGGCUACCAUAUUGUUCCUCCUGGGCAUCCUCAUCAUCAUCAGCAAGAAGGUGAAGUGCAGGAAGGCGGACUCCAGGUCUGAGAGCCCAACAUGCAAAUCCUGUAAGUCGGAGCUUCCCUCCUCAGCCCCUGGAGGUGGCGGCGUGUAGACCAGCCCUGGGCACCUCCACUACUGUCCCUGCCUGAGUGCGGGAGCCUGAGGACCGGGUGGAGGCGGUGGGGACCCCAGCCUUGCCCAGGGAGCGCUCCCCUGAAUGAGCCGUCCCACCCACUCCAAGGCUGGAGCCGCUGCACCUCCCCAGGCCUUGGCAAUUACGACCCCCCCAAAGAGCCCGUCUGCAUCCCAGACCCAGGGACUCAGGUCUCCAGCUCCUGGGGUCCCGGAGUCCACCCUCAGCCCCCCGCAAUCCCUGUGUGCUACUCCCCGGCACCUCCCUGUUCCCCGCACCCUCAGAGUCUAUGUGUUGAGCUUAAUAAAUGUGCAUUUGGU
Molecule: messenger RNA, 734 nt
Organism: Balaenoptera ricei (Rice's whale)
Lineage: Eukaryota; Metazoa; Chordata; Mammalia; Artiodactyla; Balaenopteridae
Gene: FXYD7
Product: FXYD domain containing ion transport regulator 7
Exons: 6
Coding region: 151-393 (80 amino acids)
Biological process (GO): regulation of sodium ion transmembrane transporter activity
Cellular component (GO): membrane
Molecular function (GO): sodium channel regulator activity
Source: RefSeq, a predicted model, not a curated record